AUGGAGACCCGCGCGGCGGUAUUCGCCACCACCCUGCUGGCGCUGGCGGCCCUCUGUGCCGCCGACUGCUCGCUGGAGCUGGGCGUCGAUCCCGGUGCCUCGAGAUUUACGCUGGGCGGGGCGGCAUCGGCGAGCCUGGUGGGCAGCCUGGGGCCCCUGGAAGGGAUCUUCGCGCAGGAGCAGAGGGUGGGCGUCAGCGGGGCCCUGCGCCUGGAGAGCGACGAGGACUGCCCGCAAGGGGCGGAUGGCCUGGAUGCUUUCUGGAGGACGCUGUCCGUGCGCAGCCGCCAGGGCGCGCCCCUGGCUGUGUACCCGGGCCUGGUCUCUACGCGGCUGACUGGGCUGGGGUUCACGCUGUCGACGUUCAACUUCACCGACGUUGGGUUGUCGUGGUCGGCCAGCGCGUUCCGGGCGGACGCCGGGGGGGCACCGGGGGCCUUCGUGGCGGAGGUGGUGCUGGCGUACGUCGCCGGCGGGCUGGUGUACGAGACGGCGUCGGCCAGCGGCGUGCUGAACGACGUGCCCCUGAAUUACACCGUCACGCAGGAGGUGAGUGGACUGCUGACCGCGGAGGCGUCAACCCUGACGUUGGACUUCCUGCCCAAGAACUUCACCUUCGGCACGGACAUUCGACUGGACGUGCGCGGCUUCGGCGGGUUUAACAACACGGACCUGGUGCGCGUGGAAGGGGACCUCAACGUGACGCUGGCCGGGACCGUGUCCGCAUCGGUCACCACGGGCUGCGCACCGAGCUGUGGGGCAAAUGGGAGGUGCAUGAGAGACCAAUUCGGCCGGCUUGGCUGCCAGUGCCAGUGCGGGUGGGAGGGGGCGUCCUGCGACGUCCCGAGCGGGUUCUGCUCCCCCUUCCCGCCGUCGGAGAUUCCCGUCUGCGGCAGCGACGAUCGAGUCGUGGUGGAGGCGCAGUGCGCGUGCAGGGAGGGGUGGCGGGGGCCGCUGUGCGACAUUUGCGCGGAGGACGGCGCCUGCGCGGAGCGUCUGGGCGCGCCGGGGGCGAAGUGCGUGACGGGGUUCGGUUACGGGGAGACGUCCGCGGGCAAGGUGUACGCCUGCGAGGGCGUGUCGGGGGAGAACGUGCUGGCUGAGUUCUUCGGGCCCAGGCUGGGCUUGCGGUGCAACACGUCGGGGUCGGGCGAAAACGGAAGCAUUUUCGGCCGAAUCCUUCCCGGCACUGACGACGACGAGGAUGGGGAGGGCACACCAUUCUGCGUGGUUGAUUUCCUUUUUGAUGGAGAGGAGGAGGACCGCGUGGCCUGCGAGGCGCGUGGGUGCACGUUUCAGGUGGGCAGCGAGGCUGUGGCGUGCGCGGGGCCCGUCGCGUGCACCUGCGACGGCCGGGAGUGCAAGAAGAACAUCAACGACACGAUCGGCACCGUGCGGUCGAUGGCGCUGGACUGCGGGGGCCAGGCGGAGUGCGAGCAGUGCGGGGAGGGCCAGCAGGCGUGCACCGUCACGUUCGACGGCGCUCUGGGGCAGAUCGACCUCGUAGGGGCGUGCGCGGCCGGGGAGUGCCGUGACCCGGAGGGCGACAGCAUCCUCGGAAACUGA
Ostreobium quekettii is the source of this 1566-nucleotide messenger RNA. NCBI's taxonomy places the organism in Eukaryota, Viridiplantae, Chlorophyta, Ulvophyceae, Bryopsidales, Ostreobiaceae. The record is from the annotation of a GenBank genome assembly.